This is a messenger RNA of Phaethon lepturus (White-tailed tropicbird), 2345 nucleotides long. It is a transcript of the gene COQ8A, whose product is annotated as aarF domain containing kinase 3. Gene Ontology annotation, molecular function: kinase activity. NCBI's taxonomy places the organism in Eukaryota, Metazoa, Chordata, Aves, Phaethontiformes, Phaethontidae. The annotation marks the transcript as partial. Gene Ontology annotation, biological process: ubiquinone biosynthetic process. Gene Ontology annotation, cellular component: extrinsic component of mitochondrial inner membrane. The transcript is spliced from 10 exons. The record is from RefSeq and is a predicted model, not a curated record.
GAAAGAAAGCAGUGAUGGAUUCCAGCCCGUUCCUGUCGGAGGCCAAUGCAGAAAGAAUUGUGAGAACCUUGUGCAAGGUCCGGGGAGCAGCACUGAAGCUGGGACAGAUGUUAAGCAUCCAGGAUGAUGCCUUCAUCAACCCCCAUCUCCAGAGGAUUUUUGAGCGUGUACGUCAGAGUGCUGACUUCAUGCCGAUAAAGCAGAUGAUGAAAACUCUGAACAAUGAUCUUGGCCCCAACUGGAGGGAUAAACUGGAGUCCUUUGAAGAACGCCCAUUUGCUGCUGCUUCAAUUGGUCAGGUUCACCUGGCACGUUUGAAAAAUGGCAAAGAAGUUGCCAUGAAAAUCCAGUACCCCGGAGUCGCCCAGAGCAUCAACAGUGAUGUUAACAACCUGAUGACUGUCCUGAGCAUGAGCAAUAUUCUCCCUGAAGGUUUGUUCCCUGAACAUUUGAUUGAAGUCCUGAGCAGAGAGCUGGCCCUGGAGUGUGACUACCAGAGAGAGGCUGACUGCGCAAGGAAAUUCCAGGAGCUGCUGAAGGACCACCCCUUCUUUUAUGUCCCAGGAAUAGUGGAUGAGCUGUGCAGCAAGCAUGUCUUGACCACAGAGCUGGUGCCUGGCUUCCCCUUGGAUCAAGCUGUAGGACUGAGCCAGGAGAUUCGAAAUGAGAUCUGUCACAACAUCCUGGUCCUGUGUCUGCGUGAGCUGUUUGAGUUCAAGUACAUGCAGACUGACCCGAACUGGUCAAACUUCUUCUACGACCCGCAGUCGCACAAGGUGGCCCUGCUGGACUUUGGAGCAACACGAGGGUUUGAUGAGAAGUUCACAGAUGUCUACAUAGAGGUAAUCAAGGCAGCUGCUGACAUGGACAGAGAGAGAGUACUGAAGAAGUCCAUCGAAAUGAAAUUCCUCACUGGCUAUGAAGUCAAGGAAAUGGAAGAUGCCCACUUAAAUGCUGUCCUCAUCCUGGGAGAGGCUUUUGCGUCUGAGGAACCUUUUGAUUUCGGCAACCAAAGCACCACUGAAAAGAUCCAUGGUUUAAUCCCAGUCAUGCUGAAGCAUCGGCUUAUCCCUCCGCCAGAGGAGACGUACUCUCUUCAUCGGAAGAUGGGGGGCUCUUUCCUUAUCUGCACCAAACUGAAGGCCAAAAUUCCCUGCAAAAACAUGUUCCAAGAGGCAUAUAGCAACUAUUGGAGCAGUAGGGGCAAGAAGCCAGAGGAGUAGUAAGAAUGAACAAACAUGUCUUGUUCUGAGGGCACAGUUCAUCUGAGCCUUGCAGAGAGCGUUUUAGCCUCCCAUGUGUUGCACCCCAGCUCUCCAUCCUCUUGAGAUGCAGCAGCCUGUGCCCUGGAAGCCAAGUGUGUGUUUCACAAGGACAAAGCUGUUCUUUCAUGCUGUGUCUGUCCUACACUGACUGCCAGUACAGUCUGCAGCUUGCAGGAAACUAUCUUCUUGAGUGCUUCUGUACUGUUUCGAGGCACCAGCCGACUACCCUGAAUGCAUUUUUAACAUUGUGAUGGUGGCUGCAUAUUGAUUGGGUUUUCUAACGCGUAGGGGAAGGAAGACAAGAGCAGAAUUUAAUAUUGAAACCUGUUUGUAAUUCUCCAAAAAUAUUUUUUUUUUUAAAACUCUUCCCUCUUUCAUGCUAAGGUGAAAUUAAAGUAGUUUUCAUACUGUGAAUUACAGAAUGAAAUACUAAGGUGGACCCUACCACUGACACAUUCAGCACCUUCCCCCCAUUUUUGUAAGUCAGUCAGACAGUCAAGUGGUGGCAGUCUAAGAACCCUCCUGGAUUUUACUGACACUGAUGUAAUGCAAGGGUGGGGGGGUGUGUGUACAUAGGAUGAAGUUUUAUGCUUUCUGCCUCUUCCUGGCUUGCAAGCUAAACAUAGGAAAUAUUUUAAAAAUCUGGGAACUGAGUGCCAAUCUUUUAAACACACAUGUACACUCACACACCCCAUCUCAGUUCGGGGAGUCAAAUACGUAAUCAACAGAGCUAUAUCGGAGCACAAAUAGUGGGAUUCUUCACUGUCUGAUAGGUAUCAGCUUUCCUGAGGGCAAGUUAGAUAAGCUACACCUCUGACACCAAUUGCUUGCUGGACUUCUAACCAAGAACCUAGUCUGUCUGUGUUUCUGUAAUGCACAACUAACUUACGGCAAGGCAGACAAACAUGUAAUGUCUCUCAUGAGCAUUUCAUGCUUUUGCUGAAAUGUCACACAUUUAAAACCAGACGCACAGUUUUAAACUAUUGGAGUCAAGGUAGGAAAUUUACUUCCUUAGAUUUUUGUACAAAGCCUGUACCUGUACGACUUCCUGAUUUCAAUAAAAAAGUGCUUGUGCGGUGG